Apis cerana (Asiatic honeybee) is the source of this 1740-nucleotide messenger RNA. It is a transcript of the gene Lst8, whose product is annotated as MTOR associated protein, LST8. Gene Ontology annotation, molecular function: protein binding. Gene Ontology annotation, biological process: TOR signaling; regulation of actin cytoskeleton organization. Gene Ontology annotation, cellular component: TORC1 complex; TORC2 complex. The record is from RefSeq and is a predicted model, not a curated record. NCBI's taxonomy places the organism in Eukaryota, Metazoa, Arthropoda, Insecta, Hymenoptera, Apidae.
UUGAAUCAUUUUGGUAGAGGGGAUAAGAUAUUCGUGUAAUUGUGUUCGUCCAACUCCAUGUUUCGUGUUUAUAACCUGUCAUAUGAUAUAUUCUAGUAAUUGAUGCAUUUAAAGAUACAUUACGAAUUAAUUAUUUAUUUAUAGUUAAUAUAUUAUUAUUUGAAGUUAAGAAUAAACUCAUUGAACAAAAUUCUAUAACAAUAGAAGUAAAGAAAGUAAAGGAAACGAAGGAUAUAAUAUAUGAAAUUUUAACAGAAAAUUACAAAUUUAUAUAUCUAAUAUUACGAAUAUUAUCGAAUUUUCAUUUCUAAAUUAUUUUAUACAUUUUAACAAAUGACUGUGGAUGGCACUAACAGCAACGAACAAGUUAUUCUUGUAACAGGUGGUUAUGAUCAUACUAUCAAAAUAUGGCAACCUCAUACUGGAGUUUGUCAACGUACUACAGAACACACAGAUUCGCAAGUUAAUGCUUUAGAUAUUACUCCUGAUAAAUAUUUGAUAGCUGCUGCUGGAUAUCAACAUAUAAGAAUGUACGAUUUAGUUUCAAAUAAUCCAAAUCCAAUUAUUAAUUAUGAAGGAGUAUCAAAAAAUAUUACAGGCUUGGGUUUUCAGGAAGAGGGUAAAUGGAUGUAUACAGGUGGUGAAGACUGUUCAGCUCGGAUUUGGGAUCUCAGGUCAAGUAGUUUUCAAUGCCAACGAAUAUUUCAAGUAUCAGCUCCUGUCAAUUGUGUUUGUUUGCAUCCAAAUCAAGCAGAACUUAUUGUUGGUGAUCAAAGUGGUGUUAUACAUUUAUGGGAUUUACGAUCAGAUCAUAAUGAACAAUUGAUACCAGAAGCCGAAGCAUCUGUACAAGAUGUUGCAAUUGAUCAAGACGGUACAUAUAUGGCAGCAGUAAACAACAAAGGUCAUUGUUAUAUUUGGACGCUUACAGGAGGAGUAGGUGACGAGCCUACGCGUCUUAAUCCUCGUCACAAACUUUCAGCACAUAAACGUUAUGCGCUUCGAUGUAAAUUUAGUCCUGAUUCCACACUUUUAGUAACUACAUCCGCUGAUCAAACUGCUCGAGUUUGGAAAACUACGGAUUUUUCUGAAGUACAAGUACUUCAACAUGAAGCAAAACGAUGGGUUUGGGAUGCUGCAUUUAGCGCAGAUUCACAAUAUAUAUUUACCGGUAACAACAUAAUUUUUUUUUUACGUUUUAUUAUAUUUUGUUUUAGAUUCAAUUUUAACAUUUUAUUCAAUUUAGCUUCGUCCGAUGGUGUUGCAAGAUUAUGGAAUGUAUCAACAGGAGCAGUAGAACGAGAAUAUCAAGGUCAUCAAAAAGCAGUUACUGCUCUUGCUUUUCGUGACGAAGUACUUUCUAUUUCCUAAACGAAUGAUAUAUUUCUUCAAAUUUUUAAAUAAAAUAUCCCAUUUGUACAUUUUUAAUAAUGAAGAAUAUCCACUUCAACUUUGAAUUUAUAGUACACUAUCUGUAUUUUCCGUAUUUUUUUUUUUGUUUGUUUGUGCCUUUCUUUUUUUUCUAUUUUUCAAUUAUUAUAUUUAUUUUGAUCUUUAUUGUAUACGAUUAUAAUAUGUUCUCUCAUGUAUUUCGAUCUUAAAAUAGAUUUGUUGAUAUUUUCGUUUAUAUAAUCACAACAUGACUUAUAAAUAUCUACAUAACAUUAAUAUUAUCUCAGAAUAUAAUAAUAAAGAUAAAACUGUAAUUACAAUCUGAGAAAUAAAGUAAAAGAAACAAUA